Messenger RNA from Beta vulgaris subsp. vulgaris (sugar beet), 534 nucleotides. RefSeq lists its product as uncharacterized. Lineage: Eukaryota; Viridiplantae; Streptophyta; Magnoliopsida; Caryophyllales; Amaranthaceae. The transcript has a single exon. The record is from RefSeq and is a predicted model, not a curated record. Bases 1 to 534 code for a protein of 177 amino acids.
AUGUCAGCAUUAAAGGAUAUCCUCUCUAACCAACGAAAGCUAGAAGAUGAGCUCAUCAUUUUGCCAUACCAAGUAAGUGCUCUUGUGCAUCGUGCUAUGCUCAAGAAGCAACAAGUCCCCGAAAGCUUCACAUUAGCAGUGAAGAUAGGUGACUUGGAGCCUAAGGGCACAUUUGCCAAUUUAGGACCAAGUGUAAGUUUGAUGCCUCUGUCCAUAGAUAAGCAUCUUAACUAUCCAAUUCAUCCUAUAUGGAAGACUAUUCAAUUGGGCAGAUCGAAUAGUGAGAUGACACAUGGUGAGUUGGAGGAUGUGCCAAUACAAGUUGGGCAUGUGUUUGUGUCAUGCUAUUUUGUGGUGAUGGAUAUGGAGGAAGAUCCGGAGGCUCCUCUCGUUCUUGGAAGAGAAGCUCUUAAGACAUUAAGUGCCAUGAUAAACUGCAAAAAUGAUAUGAUCACGGUUGAAGUAGUCAAUGAGAGGGUUAUGUUUGAGUUCUCCAAAACGUUGAAGAGACCAAUGAUAGAGAGAAUUCGUUAG